AUGUUGCCUCCGGUCCCCUCGCUGGCAGCAUACGGCAUCUCCCCCGAGCAUGGCUUCUUGCCUCCCGAGCAGCCCCUCGAGACCUUGCCCGACCUCUACUAUGCCAAAUGGGAGGCGAUCGCGGCGAAUUUGCACCCUCUGCUGCUCAGCAGGCGGAUUCGUCUGGUGGUUGAUCGACUGCCCCUGCUUUCUACCCAACACCUACAGACGGACGCCGAGUGGCGUCGUGCAUAUGUGAUCUUGGUGUUCCUGCUGCACAGCUAUGUUUGGGGUGGAGAUCGCCCAGCCGAGAGAAUCCCACCCCAGUUGACAGUGCCCUUGUUCCAAGUAUGUGAACGCCUGGAGGUGCCCCCCGUGGCCACCUACGCCGGGGUCUGUCUCUGGAACUACAAACCAAUCUUCCCGGAUGAGCCGGCCGACAACCUCGGGAACCUGGCAUGCCUGCAGACCUUCACGGGCUCCUUGGAUGAGCAAUGGUUCUACCUCGUCUCUGUGGCCAUCGAGGCUCAAGGCGCCCCCGCGCUGCCGCUGAUGUUGCAGGCGAUCGCUGCCGCUCGAGUAGGGGACGCGCGCCAGGUGACCGAUUGCCUUCAACGAUUCGCCGAGAUCCUCGAUGGAAUCACGUCGCUCCUGCAGCGACUGUACGAGCAAUGUGAUCCGCAUGUCUUCUACCAUCGCAUUCGGCCGUACUUAGCCGGGAGCAAGAACAUGAGUGAAGCAGGCUUGCCACACGGUCUGCUCUACGACGAUGGCACUCACCCCCCGGAACAUCGGCAAUAUGGUGGCGGCAGUAACGCUCAAAGCUCGCUCAUUCAAUUCUUCGACAUUGCCCUUGGCGUCGAGCACCGCCCGACCGGGGUCACUCGUGACGACCAAAAGAAAGCCGCCGCCGCCGCCUCCUCGCCCGAGACCUCCAAGCCGCGCCAUGGGUUCAUUCACGAGAUGCGCGAAUACAUGCCCGGGCCUCAUCGCCGGUUCUUGCAAGACGUGGAAGCAGUCGCGAAUAUUCGUGCCUUCGUCGACGCUCGACGCACAGACGCUGGCCUGCGGAUCGCCUACGAAGCCUGCCUGUCGAUGCUACGAAACAUGCGCGACAAGCAUAUCCAGAUUGUGUCUCGGUAUAUUAUUGUCCAGUCACGAGGCGCCCAUCAAGCACCCCAGCCCGGUCUGCGUCCGACAGCCAUGAACCUGGCUACGGUGGUACCCAAAGAUAGCAAGAAACUCCGGGGCACGGGCGGCACCGCGCUUAUCCCCUUCCUUAAGCAGGCCCGAGAUGAAACGGGAGAGCCUGCCAUUGAUGCCUGGGCACGCCGGCUACUCAGCAAUACUCCGGGGGCUUUGGACUCGGCCUCAUUGAGCAAGGUCGGCGAGCAGCCCGAUGGACAUCUCAAAGUGGUUGGCCUGUGCGGAACUUGGACCGCCGAUGAUAGCGAAGGCGGCAUAUGUCACUGGUGA
This is a messenger RNA of Penicillium oxalicum, 1455 nucleotides long. Its product is annotated as indoleamine 2,3-dioxygenase. The record is from RefSeq and is a predicted model, not a curated record. Gene Ontology annotation, cellular component: cytoplasm. The coding region runs from base 1 to 1455 and encodes 484 amino acids. Gene Ontology annotation, molecular function: indoleamine 2,3-dioxygenase activity; heme binding; metal ion binding. Gene Ontology annotation, biological process: 'de novo' NAD+ biosynthetic process from L-tryptophan. NCBI's taxonomy places the organism in Eukaryota, Fungi, Ascomycota, Eurotiomycetes, Eurotiales, Aspergillaceae. The transcript is spliced from 2 exons.